This is a messenger RNA of Eufriesea mexicana, 2640 nucleotides long. RefSeq lists its product as uncharacterized. Bases 22 to 2640 code for a protein of 872 amino acids. Gene Ontology annotation, cellular component: membrane. Gene Ontology annotation, molecular function: extracellular ligand-gated monoatomic ion channel activity; transmembrane signaling receptor activity. Gene Ontology annotation, biological process: monoatomic ion transmembrane transport. Lineage: Eukaryota; Metazoa; Arthropoda; Insecta; Hymenoptera; Apidae. The record is from RefSeq and is a predicted model, not a curated record. The transcript has 14 exons.
UGUUGUCUCAUUUCAAUCAAAAUGAGAAUACUAACGAUACUUGGACUUUUAUACCUCCUACGAGAAAGUUACACAGUAGCCACUUUAAUCGACGUAAAUAAUAUCGGUUUGUCACUCAAUUGCAAAAAUUAUGACAACCCAUCGUCAUUAACGGGCCUGAAGAGGUACCUUUUCUGCGAAUACGACCGUAAUGUCCGACCGACUGUGUCUCAUCAUAUUGUCAACAACGUGACCAUACAAUUGCUGCCAAAAAUCCUGGAAUUCGAUGAUUGGAACAGCAGAAUGACGUUGCACAGCUGGAUGACGCUCGUCUGGUCAGAUGUACACUUGUCAUGGGAGCCUAGCAAAUUCGACGGGAUCAAUUUUAUUCACAUGAAAAGUGACGAAAUUUGGGUUCCAGAUAUUUCCGUCUAUAAUUCCGGCGACAUGUCAAUGGACCAGACCGGUAUACCACCGACGUUAUGCUUGAUCAUGAGCUCAGGGACGGUCAGCUGUGUGCCAUCGAUGAGACACGUAGCUAAAUGCGCCACGGACUUUUCUUCUUGGCCCUAUGACACGCAUCGAUGUCGAAUUAAUUUAGGUUCGUGGGUUCAUACUGGAGAAGAAGUGAGCUUCCACCUGGACAGAAAAGGGUUUCAAAUGGAGGGAUUCUCGAACAAUAGCGAGUGGGAUUUCAAAGUGGUAAACGCGUACAAAGUGUUAAAGAAAUACAAAUGUUGCCCAAACGAUAGUUACCCCAUGAUCACCUACGAGUUCGACAUACGUCGACAUCAUGGUAUAAUGCAUACCACGUAUAUUACACCUGCUAUAGCGCUCAUGUUGCUUACAUUGACUGUACUUUGGUUGGACUCGAGGUCCACAGAAAGAAUGGCUAUGGCUGGGAUGAACUUGAUCUGCCAUAUGCUCUGUAUAUUUGAUUUGCAUUGGCAACUACCUCACAAUGGUACCAAUCCUCCUAGUAUAUUACUCUACUAUCGAAAUUCGCUACUUCUGGCCGUAUUCGCCUUAAUGCUAACCGCUUUGCUCCGCAAGAUGCAAGAGAUAAAUAUCGAGGUGCCAUAUUGGAUCUCUACGACCACGUCGUUCGUCCUAAGUAACAGGGCCGGGCGUUUCCUCAUUCUUGCCGACGACGAUUCCAAAUUAUCGACCGAGAGAAUAUUGAGCGGAGAAACCGAAGAUAACUCAGAGUUGCCAAAACCUCGAACCAGCCCCAAGGAAUCGUCGUGGAGACAUUUCGCGGCCAUAAUCGAGUGGUUGUUCUUCUUCCUCGUGAUUUUCAUCUACGUCAUCAUUAUUAUCAUCCUUGUACCAUCUCUCUCACGAUUAAAUAUGAAGAAUCUAUUUCCUGUUUUAUUCGUGAUCUUCGACGUUCUUUUAAUUAAACAAGCAACUUCUUCGUCGAUCUUUUGCAAAGACAUCCCAAGAAAUACUUCGAUGCUACAGCUGUAUAACUAUCUAUUUUGUAAUUACAAUUCUUACGAGAGAAGUAUAGACAAGAAUAAAAAUACCACUGCCAUUGAUUUUGGGUUAAACGUAUAUCACUUCCAAGUUAAUAAUUUGGAGAACACUGUCGAGUUCAACGUUUGGAUAAGAUUGAUCUGGAAAGAUUCUCAUUUCGUGUGGAAGCCGCAGGAUUUCGGCAAUAUUCGUUCUAUUCGCGUGACGAGCAACAUGAUCUGGACUCCGGACAUCGUAAUUCACAGCGCAACACCGUGGAACGUCGAUAUGGAGAUACCAACGACCCAGUGUAUAAUACAGUAUGAUGGAACCGUAAUUUAUGUUGCACCGAUCAUAUAUCUGACAUUUUGCGACUUUGAUCAUACUUGGUGGCCUUAUGAUAUGAUGAACUGCUCCAUACAUAUCGCCUCGUGGUCACAUUCGAACAAAGAAGUAACUUUGCGGAGUAAAAAUUUUAAACUUGAACCCGAACUUCUACUGGAUGCGCCCUACAAAAAUUUGGAGUGGGAAACAGUGGAAAUUUCUCAAAGUAAACACGAAGUUGACUUCAAGUUUGGUUUAGGCUUUACCACCGACUUGUUAGCCUAUAACAUUCUUAUAAAAAGAAAAUCCUCCAUGUAUAGUAUAAUAUACAUGACUUUCGCUAUAGCUUUAAUGAUGACGACACUGAUGGUACUGUGGUUAGAGCCGAAAUCCAUGGAGCGUAUGAUAAUAGCGAAUUUGAAUUUUGUUUUGCACCUUCUUUGUCUACUGGAAUUGAACUGGAUGAUUCCUUUCAAUGGGGCCUAUCCACCACAACUGCUUGUGUUCUAUGAAAAAUCUCUCGUCUUAGCAGCAUUCUCUCUGAUACUGACUAGUACUUUGCGUUAUUUAGAAGAAUUAAACAACGAAGCACCAAUGUGGGUAUCCUCGACCAUAGUUUCAAUUUUGGAAAGCAGAGUAGGUCAAGUAUUUUUAGUGAGUAUUUUGGAUCCGAAAGUAUCGGCCAGAAUCGAAAUGAACGUAGAUGACAAUACAAAUUUGAUGUCCCUCGAUAAGAAAGAGUUUACCUGGAGAUACACUUCUAUUUUGAUCGGAUGGCUUGCUUUCUUAAGCGUUUUAUUCGUUUAUAUAAUAAUACUAAUUGUUUCUCUACCAACGAGCUGGUACAAAAGUUCCUUUCCGUUAAAAUCUAAUUUAUAA